AUGACAGCAGAAGCUAAAUCAUCAUCUUCAACUUCGAUAGAAGACGUUUCCAGUAUAGAAGAUUCAAUGUUUUCCUUACUUGAUACUCCAGUGAGUGAUGAGGACUCUUCUGAUUCUUUGGAAGCGAAGAAAGAAUUGAAAAAAUAUAGUAAUUGGCUAUUUAAGAAACAGCAAAAGUUUUACGUCGAUAAAUAUAGUAAGUUCUCAAUUCAAAUAUACUUAGCCAUGAGGUGGACGGACCAAAUCAGCGCGACAGACAGUAGAUGUCCCACUGCAAGAAAGCGCGAGAAAGUUGACCACCAAAAAGGAGUGGAGGCGAAUUAUCAAGUGGGUCACAAAACCAAAAUGAAACCAGUCUGGUGUAAAAUGGUGGACACCAGUCUUAUGCUAAGGACUCUA
Brenthis ino (lesser marbled fritillary) is the source of this 399-nucleotide messenger RNA. The record is from the annotation of a GenBank genome assembly. NCBI's taxonomy places the organism in Eukaryota, Metazoa, Arthropoda, Insecta, Lepidoptera, Nymphalidae.